GCCGGAAAGAGUCGCCCAUCGUCGCCACUUCAGCCGCUUCUUUUCUCCCUCCCUCUCUGUCUUACCUGCCCCAAAGGAAAGCGACGUUCCUUUAUUCUUCUCCCCCAGGACUUCUAGAAAGCGGGUUUCGAUCCGGUUCUUGAUCGCCCCUACUACCACGCGAGAUGGAGGAAGAUGGGAACGGAUGGGAGGAAGGGAGGGUGGAGGACGAGUCACAGGUCCACUGCCUCGAUCUGACGAGCUUCCAGCUUCACGAUCUCGGCGAGGUCGAGAUCCCGGAGAGCCUCGAAGAGUUGGAUCUCACGGCCAAUAGGCUCACCAAGUUGGACCCGCGGAUUGGUCUCCUCUUGCAUCUCAAGAAGCUUUCGUUGCGGCAAAACCUCUUCGACGACGACGGCGUGGAACCCAUCUCCGGUUGGAAUACCAUCUCUGGAUUACAUGAGCUGGUACUCAGGGACAACAAGCUCAGAAAAAUACCUGAUGUUAGCAUUUUCAAGAACCUCCUUGUAUUUGAUGUCUCAUUCAAUGAGAUAUCUUCAUUGAAUGGUUUGUCCAAGGUAUCAAACACACUAGAAGAGCUUUAUGUUUCAAAGAAUGAAGUAACCAAGAUGGAGGAACUUGAGCAUUUGCAUGCACUGCGAAUUCUUGAACUUGGUUCAAACAACUUACGGAUAAUGGAGAACUUGCAGACAUUGACAAAUUUGCAAGAGUUGUGGCUCGGAAGAAAUCGUAUCCGCAUGGUGAACUUGUGCGGACUGAACUGUAUCAGAAAAAUUAGUUUGCAGAGCAACCGAUUGACGUGCAUGACAGGGUUUCAAGAAUGUGUAGCACUAGAAGAACUGUAUCUGAGCCACAAUGGUAUUCAGAAAAUGGAAGGUUUAGCUACCUUAGUAAAUCUGCGUGUCUUAGACAUUUCAUCAAAUAAACUUACUGCUAUCGAGGAUAUUGAGAACUUGACAAGGUUAGAAGACUUAUGGCUUAACGACAACCAAAUAGCAUCAUUGGAGGGCUUAGAAUUAGCUGUAUCGGGUUCAAGGGAGAAGCUUACAACCAUAUAUCUGGAGCAUAAUCCUUGUGCUGGCUUUCCAAAUUACUCUACUACUUUGAAGAAGCUUUUUCCAAAUCUUCAGCAAAUUGAUUCAGAUAUAUUAAUGUGAGGAUCAAAUAGCAUCUUGUUUUGCAGAGCAUUGGAGGCAGUCAUCAAGAUGACUUCUGAUACAUCUUGGUGCAAGUUGAAUUGAAUCAAAUAUUUAUGCCAUUCGCAAGUGAUAAAGACCAAGGAGUUGUGGACGCUGAUCUGCCCGUCUCGUUCUGUUAUUUUUAUUUAAAGAAUACGUGUGUAUGGAUGAGUCCUUUUAAUGCUAUCUACUCAGAGGGAGAUUGUAUGUCAUAAACCAGUAAUAUUCAGUUAAAUUGUAGUCUCCUGGUUUAAAAUUAUUCUUCCUUGAGACUUUCAUGGCUCAAUGGUAUGAUGGAAAAUACUCAAAAUAGCUGCUGUACAAGUCUUUUCUGGUCCGACGGUAUGACGCUCUGCAGUUCUUCAGUUAUGUUAGCUUGCAUAUUGAUCUAA
This is a messenger RNA of Phoenix dactylifera (date palm), 1570 nucleotides long. Its product is annotated as protein phosphatase 1 regulatory inhibitor subunit PPP1R7 homolog. Gene Ontology annotation, molecular function: protein binding. The record is from RefSeq and is a predicted model, not a curated record. Lineage: Eukaryota; Viridiplantae; Streptophyta; Magnoliopsida; Arecales; Arecaceae.